AUGCGCAAGCGCAAUCCGCGCCAGUCGGAGCCCCCGGCCGUGCGCGGCCCGCCUCCCUCUCAGCAUCCGUCUGUCCGGAGCGCAGCCAGCGGGCAUGACCGACCCACCAGGGGCGCCGCCGCCGGCGCUCGCAAGCCGAAGGUGAAGAAGAAAGUGCGGCCCCGCUCGACCCGGAGCGAAGAGGUGGCCUGGAGCGGGAAGGUGGCCCGGAGCGAGCAGGGGAUCCGGAGCGAGGAGGUGGCCCGGAGCGAGCAGGGGAUCCGGAGCGAAGAGGUGGCCCGGAGCGAGCAGGGGAUCCGGAGCGAGGAGGUGACCCGGAACGCGGAGGGGAGCCUGAGCGAGGAGGAGACACGAAACGAGGAGACACGAAACGAGGAGGAGACUCGGAGCGAGGAGGGGACCCGGAGCGAGGAGGGGACCCGGAGCGAGGAGGAGACCCGGAGCGAGGAGGGGACCCGGAGCGAGGAGGGGACCUGGAGCGGGGAAAUGGCGGCAGCCGGGCUCAGCGUGACCGUCACCCACAGCAAUGAGAAGCAUGACCUUCAUGUUACCCCGCAGCAGGGCAGCAGCGAACCAAUUGUCCAAGACCUGGCCCAGGUUGUUGAAGAAGCCACAGGAGUUCCACUGCCUUUUCAGAAACUCAUAUUUAAGGGAAAAUCUCUGAAGGAAAUGGAGACACCAUUGUCAGCACUUGGAAUACAAAAUGGUUGCCGGGUCAUGUUAAUUGGGGAAAAGAACAGUCCAGAAGAAGAGGUUGAACUAAAGAAGUUGAAAGAUUUAGAGAAGUCUGUGGAGAAGAUAGCUGAUCAAAUGGAAGAAUUGACUAAAGAUCUUACUGGAAUCCAGCAGGGUUUUCUGGCCAAGGAUUUGCAAGCUGAAGCUCUCUGCAAACUCGAUAGGAGAGUAAAAGCCACAAUUGAGCAGUUUAUGAAGAUCUUGGAGGAGAUUGACACACUGGUCCUACCAGAAAAUUUCAAAGACAGUAGACUGAAAAGAAAAGGUUUGGUGAAAAAGGUUCAGGCAUUCCUUGCUGAGUGUGAUACAGUGGAGCAGAACAUCUGCCAGGAGACCGAGCGGCUGCAGUCUACAAACUUGGCACUGGCCGAGUGAGGUGCAGUAGAGAGAGGCUGUGCUGCCUGGAAGAACAGCACCACCAGCUCUGCCCUCUCUGGAACAGAAGUUACCUGAUUUCUCCAGAAUUGCCAGGGGCAACUGGCUGAUUGCCAAUUUUCCUACUCCUAUGCUGGUUCUCAAUGAAAAAGUAUUGUCUUUGCAAUCUUAAGUAGAGCUCCUGUCUGUUUUCUCAUUCUGUCUCUGUGUGACUGUGCUAUCCAACAGCCCACCUUUUCUAGAGAGGGCCUCCCCUGCCCAAGGUUUCUCAGCUGUUUUGACCUUUGGGUGCUUUCUUUGGACUGGUGUGAGCUCUUAUUUGUCCUAGGCUAGUUCUGGGUAUUUACAGGCCACCUGGUUUUCAAAUACAUCAGAGCUUUUUUGCCCUUGUGAUCUCAUAGUUCCAUAGAUGUAAAAUCAGAAUCACCAGGAGGCUACAUCUACUCAUGAAUCUUGGGAACGACUGGCAUACAGGCAGUCCAAGUAUCCCUCAUUUUGACCUAAUUCCAGAACAUCUGGCUGGUUGUUGGUUUAUAGACCCUUUCCUCACCUCCCUGUGCAGUCACAGGCCAUGAGAUAUAAGGGGGCCUUUCCUGGUGUGGGGUCUAUGGUUGAUGAAUGGACUUCCUUGUCCCCAAUCAGAUCUUCAGAAGGUUAGAACCUAGUGUUGACACUUUCUCUGCCUAAAGCCAGGCCAGAACCAUGGUUUAGCUUAGGAAGGGCAAAAAGGGGUAACCAGAAUGACUAAAGCAGGCAGGUGGUAAAGUCAGCCAGAAACUUCUCAGAAGUGACAUGUGCUUCCUUUAAAGGCAUUUCUGUUUACUAUACCCUUACGAGAUCUAUGUUUUCUUCAAGACUGUUCCUGUUGGUUUUGUGGACGGCCCCCCAUUGUUACUAAAAAACAGUUUGUAUGCCCAUCAUCAAGCAGAGGAGUGUUUUGUUUUCGUAUUAUUGAUUGUUAAGUUAUGAAAAGGAAAGACUUCUGUGGCCCUAUUCAUAAUUUAUGUUUAAUAAAGUUUGUAAUGGUCUUGUG
Messenger RNA from Galeopterus variegatus (Sunda flying lemur), 2143 nucleotides. It is a transcript of the gene BAG1, whose product is annotated as BCL2-associated athanogene. The transcript is spliced from 8 exons. NCBI's taxonomy places the organism in Eukaryota, Metazoa, Chordata, Mammalia, Dermoptera, Cynocephalidae. The coding region runs from base 1 to 1110 and encodes 369 amino acids. Gene Ontology annotation, cellular component: cytoplasm; nucleus; cytosol. The record is from RefSeq and is a predicted model, not a curated record. Gene Ontology annotation, biological process: protein stabilization. Gene Ontology annotation, molecular function: protein-folding chaperone binding; adenyl-nucleotide exchange factor activity.